Chelonus insularis is the source of this 1631-nucleotide messenger RNA. RefSeq lists its product as uncharacterized. Gene Ontology annotation, molecular function: olfactory receptor activity; odorant binding. The record is from RefSeq and is a predicted model, not a curated record. The transcript has 8 exons. Gene Ontology annotation, biological process: sensory perception of smell; detection of chemical stimulus involved in sensory perception of smell. Lineage: Eukaryota; Metazoa; Arthropoda; Insecta; Hymenoptera; Braconidae. Bases 579 to 1631 code for a protein of 350 amino acids. Gene Ontology annotation, cellular component: plasma membrane.
CUAUACUUAACUUAUUUAUUUCAUAGCAGAUGUAAGGUUGAUAAUGUUGCUACAAAUUGAUUAAUACAUUAAAAAACUCUUUCUAUUUUCUGAUACUUAUUUCAACGUUGUCUUCACUGUUUCCGAGUUACAGAAAUUAUUUCUAUAGCUUUUUUUUCUAAUAUACUUAAAGUUGUGACCAGUAUUUGCUAAAGUACAGACAAUCUAAACAGUUGAUGAGGACUUCUUCAGACCACAAAAACCGUUACAAUAAGAAAAAUGAUUGAAAACUGGAUUGAAGAAAAUGAUUGAAGAAUUGGAAACAGUUGUGAUAACAAAGAAAAUUUAAUAUGCAGAUAAGCUUCACAAAACAAAGUAAAGAAUAAAGACUUCUACUGAUACGAACUGCGCAGAAUUCGAUCGAUUUCAUUGGUAGUAGGGAUGAUGAUUAUCCGAUGAGCUUCAAUAACUAUAAUUUAGAUAAUAAUAUUAUUAAAUAUAAUUGCCAACGAAGUAUAGUUUAAAAUAAAAUAUGGGGGAAGAAAUUUCUUCAGAGGUUACGCACCUCACUGGACUUCAGUUUUCAGUUUACCUCAACGAUGAAUAGUUCACUCAAUAAAGUAGUGAAUAAAGAUAUGGAAGACAAUGAGAAAGAUUUAGAUCGUGAAAUUGGGAUGUGUCGUACUAUCAUGAAGAUGUAUGGGCUGUGGAUAUAUGAAAAAAGUAAUCCUUGGAUCGAAACAUUAUGCAAUAUCCAAACAUCAGCUAUUUUUGCUUAUUUGGUCAUCCUUUGCAACAUACCGUGCAUAAGUGCAUUGAUAAAAGUACGAGGCAACUUAAUUCUGAUGUUAGAUAAUUUUAUGGUUACAAUGCCUUUGAUAUGUAUUAAUAUUAAGUUAAUUACACUUUGGAUAAAAAAGAGAGUUCGUACUGAAACCAAUAUCACUGACAUACCAGGCUACCUACUUGCAAUGCAAACUUCUUACUUCUAUGACAUUACUAAAGGUCAUCGGUAUAUUUUGACAAAACUAUCACAAUUAAUAUACUGUAUUAUGGGAGGGCUUUGUAAUACAUUUCCAGAUGGGAUGUUUGGUGUACUAGUACUUCAUACUAAUGCACAAUUGAUAAUUAUUUCUAAACGGCUAAAGAUUACAGUUAUGGCAUCAGAAAUGGACUUCCAUGCUUUUCGAUCAUUGGUAUUGAAGCAUUAUGAAAUUAUUAGAUUUAUUGCUGUAAUUGAAGACAUUUUCAAUCUUUUGAUUCUCUCAUUAGUUUUCUUCUUUACAUUAGUUUUUACAAUUUUGGCAUUUCAACUUGUAACUGCUUUUACUAAUGAUACUAAAAUGCCAUUAUUUCAAACAAGUUUUUACUUGAUGUAUGUGAUGUAUUUCAUGUUCUUGAUGUUUAUUUACUCUUGGGUUGGGCAAAGUCUUAUCAAUCACAGUGAAAAUCUGAAUUUUGUUCUGUAUGACUGUGAUUGGUAUUCUUUACCAUCAAACCAAUCACUCCAGCUCAUGCUGAUUUUACUUCGAUCACAAAAAUCUCUAGUGAUUACAAUAGGAAAAAUGACUCCUGUCAGAUUAGAGAGCUUUCUUCAAUUGAUGAAAACAUGUGCUGGAUAUGUUUCUUUUCUAAUAGCGAUAAAAAAUUAA